Molecule: messenger RNA, 1860 nt
Organism: Scleropages formosus (Asian bonytongue)
Lineage: Eukaryota; Metazoa; Chordata; Actinopteri; Osteoglossiformes; Osteoglossidae
Gene: hars
Product: histidyl-tRNA synthetase
Exons: 13
Coding region: 45-1610 (521 amino acids)
Biological process (GO): mitochondrial translation; histidyl-tRNA aminoacylation
Cellular component (GO): mitochondrion; cytoplasm; cytosol
Molecular function (GO): histidine-tRNA ligase activity; RNA binding; ATP binding
Source: RefSeq, a predicted model, not a curated record
UUUUUUUUUUUUUGGACUUUCACUGAUCUUUUACUGUGGGCAACAUGAAUAAAAUGGGAAUGAUAUCUAUGCGUCUCAUUGCUGGACUUGUUGCUCAACGGAAUGCGCUGUGCCUGCGGUCAUGGCGGUCCUUCUCUGGGAUGACCAUCUCACAGAUUGAUGAGGAGGUCUCCAAGCUCCUGCAGCUCAAGGCACAGCUGGGAGGAGAUGAAGACAAACAUACCUUUGUGCUCAAGACAGCCAAGGGCACCAGAGACUAUAAUCCCAAGCAGAUGGCCAUUAGGGAGAAAGUCUUUGACACCAUUAUCAGAUGCUUUAAACGCCAUGGAGCUGAGACUAUUGACACACCUGUGUUCGAGCUGAAGGAAACAUUGACAGGGAAAUAUGGUGAAGACUCCAAACUCAUCUAUGACCUGAAGGACCAAGGUGGGGAGCUGCUGUCACUGCGUUACGACCUCACUGUUCCCUUUGCACGCUACCUGGCCAUGAACAAGAUCACCAACAUUAAGCGAUACCACAUUGCAAAAGUGUACCGACGAGACAAUCCGGCAAUGACUCGGGGUCGCUACAGGGAGUUCUAUCAGUGUGAUUUUGACAUUGCGGGGCAGUAUGACCCAAUGAUUCCUGAUGCCGAGUGUUUGAAGAUAGUCCACGAGAUCCUGAGUGAGCUGGACCUCGGAGACUUCCGCAUCAAGGUCAAUGACAGACGCAUCCUCGAUGGAAUGUUUGAAGUAUGCGGUGUUCCUGACGACAAGUUUCGUACCAUCUGCUCAACGGUGGACAAACUGGACAAGAUGUCAUGGGAGGAUGUAAAAAACGAGAUGGUGAAUGAGAAAGGACUUGCUUCCGAGGUCGCAGACCAGAUUGGGGAGUACGUCAGCAUGCAGGGAGGGAAGGACAUGGCUGAGAAGCUGCUGCAGGACCCCAAGCUGUCCCAGAGCAAGCAGGCAUGUGCUGGGCUUGCCGAUAUGAAGCUGCUCUUCAGCUACCUGGAACUGUUCAAUGUGACAGACAAGGUGGUGUUUGACCUCAGCCUGGCUCGCGGUCUGGACUAUUACACAGGAGUGAUCUGCGAGGCAGUGUUGACCCAAACCACCUCAGCGCCGGCCACCCAGGAGCGCAACGGGCCUGCCGGAGAGGAGGGCGUCAGCGUGGGCAGUGUGGCCGGGGGUGGCCGCUAUGAUGGCCUGGUGGGCAUGUUUGACCUGAAGGGCCGCAAGGUUCCCUGCAUUGGCGUUAGCAUCGGGAUCGAGCGGGUCUUUUCCAUCAUGGAGCAGAAAGCAGAGGCUCAGGCCGAAAAGAUCCGCACCACGGAGACGCAGGUGCUGGUGGCCUCUGCGCAGAAGAACCUCCUGGAGGAGCGGCUGAAGUUGACCGCAGAGCUGUGGGAUGCUGGGAUCAAGGCUGAGGUGCUGUACAAGAAGAACCCCAAGCUCCUGAGCCAGCUGCAGCACUGUGAGGAGACUGGGAUCCCCCUGGUAGCCAUCCUCGGCGAGCAAGAGAUCAAGGAUGGAGUGGUGAAGCUGCGGACUGUGGCCACUCGAGAGGAGGUCGACGUGUCACGAGCUGAGUUGGUGGAAGAAGUAAAGAAGCGGUGUCAACAGUUAUAGACUCUGAAUCUGCCUUACUGGUGAGCUGACCUGGGCAAUUAAAAGGAAGUUCUCCAUUUCUCAGCAUCCGGAAUCAUGGCGCAUCCAUCUACCUGUAUGUCGGGCCUGUCAAAGUCUGUAUGCUCUUAGUAAAGGGAACCGGAUCCCCAAAACUUUCCAUUCCGGCUGAAAUGUACUUUCACAGCUCACCAACCGUCCACAAGCUCACUUGUGCAGUUCAUCCAACAAAUAAAAUUUUGUGUCUCAUUAA